AUGGCAGCUACGGCGUCCGCGCCGCCUGCCCUCUCUCCAGGGCAGGCGACGCUCGAUCAUGACGAUAGCAACAUCUCCAGCCCGCUGAGCGACGUCGAGGACAAGGACGGCGGUGAAUCUCUUGAUGGGAUGCAGCUCGACCACACUCGGCCAGACCAUGACGAGGCGCUCGACUCUGACAGCAAUCUGUCAGAGGCAAAUGAUACCGAAGCGGAGACUGAGCGUCUCUACGACACCCCGCAGGCACAGCGCCACAAGGACGUCGUUGUCAAUCAGUUCAACGACGGCCAGGUCUACGAACGGACUCCUAGCAAGCUUCAAAAGACGUUUUCUGUCGACCGCCACGACGAUGGCGACGACGACAGUCUUUCCGACCGCGACGACGUGUCAAUGACCUCGAGUCACGGUGACUUGGGCUCGCCCACCAAGCCCAAGAAGUCCACCGAGCUCCCAACCACCGAAGACGACCCUGAGAAUACCGAUAGCAAAAAAAGGAAGCGGUCGCCGGUCGCGGAAUCAUCCGAGCCAGGCCAGCCCGCCAGGAAGCGCACCGGUUCCGUCGUGCCCCAGGAGCAGGAUCAGCACAAGAACGACGUGGAAAUGCACGACGACGAGGCCCCGUCCACAAACUCACAUACUGGUGAUCACUCGGCGACCGAGGAUAGUGUUUUGGAACUUCCCCACAGCAAGCGCGGCCCUUCGCGCGAUGGUCACAGCCCGAUCAAGGAUUCACAAAUCACAAAAAAGGUCACCCGCAAUGGGAGCAGAAGGAAAGGUCACGCUGUUGAGGCCCACGAGAACGAAGGGCAUGAUGGCGACGCUCGAGAUGAUGGUCGUGGUGACGACGACUCUGGGCCUCACGGCGACGACCAGGCUGACCACGAAGGUGACGACGAGGCGGAGGCGACGAGAAAUGACGAAGAAUUUGAAAGAAAACGAGCUGCGGUUGAGGAAUGGACCGAUCUUGAAGAGAAAUUUGUCGUCUUCCGCGAGCGUUUGUACAAGGAUCGCCUCGAGCGCCUCGAGCAUGAAGAACAGUCAUUGCAAGCCGAGCCGCCGACACAUCCCGAAUACUUAAAUAUGAAGCAAUGUCUGGACGAAAGGCUCGAAAAGAGGCUUCGAAACAUUGAAAAAGAAUACGAGCUCUCGGUUGAGGCCCUUGAGAGACUGGCAGUGGCGCGCCGCGCCCAGAUUUGGAAUCAAUUCUAUCAAGGCUCUCGGGAAAAGCGCUCAAAGAUGCUCGAAGACCUCAACAAGGAGUGGUACGAGACCCAGAAUGCUAGGCGAAGCGCACACAGCAUUCCGGACUACGGCCUCCUCUUCCCGACGAACCCUACACAGCGCACAAGGAACGCCGUGGCAUACAAUUCGGAGGUCUCGUUUUUGGCCGGUGUCGCCAAGCAUGAGGGCUUCCCCGCGGUGCCGGCCAUGAGGGGCGCGAGCGGCUCAGAGAUCGAGGAUGACCUGGAGCAAAUGAAGGACCUGCAGCAGCCGGUGCUCGACUGA
Colletotrichum fioriniae is the source of this 1506-nucleotide messenger RNA. Lineage: Eukaryota; Fungi; Ascomycota; Sordariomycetes; Glomerellales; Glomerellaceae. The record is from RefSeq and is a predicted model, not a curated record.